GGGUCCAAGAUGGAGGAUGUCUUACAUCACCGACAAUAACAACUCCUGAUGAACUCACGAAAAAAAAUUGAUGCAGACGGAUUGUUGCUUGAUAUUGAGAGAAUACGAUAAGGUAUCAUUAUUGCAAAGCAUGGCUGGUUUUUAGGAGAUUUUUUAUAGAUGCAAAAUGGAUUCGUGCCAACCGCAGUUCCCGUUGUCAGAUUUGAAGGACGUCAUUGAGGAUUCCCGAGAUAUUGAUAUAAAAUCCCACGCAUAUUCCGAAACAAUGAAUGAAGAAAAGCCCAUGAGAAGGAAGCCACUACACUCAAUAUCUUCCCCUGAGCCAAUGUUUGGUUUUUUCUUGUACUGUCUUGACUGCUUAGUUUCGUUAGUUCUUGCAAUUUUAGUCAUUCCUAUUGUCCUUCUGGUAUUAUAUGUACUCAAGUUUGGAAGAUGGGUUCUUUUGACUUACAUACGGUACAAAUACAAUUGUAUUCCUUUAGAAGACGACGAUGCCGUGUGGCAGCAGGAUAGCGCUACGAAUCGCCACAUCAUCCACGCACUCAUGAUCCUAGAAGGCCAACCAGAUGUUGAGAAAUUAAAGAAACUUGUCUGUGAACGUCUGGUCUUUAAAGUGGACGAUAAUGGUGAACGAGUUUGUUCUAGGUUGACUCAGGCGGUGAAGGAAUGUUGUGGCCAGUUUGUGUGGCAGGAAGAAGAGAAUUUCGACAUUAAUGACCAUUUUGCUGUAUGGGAAGGGGACUUGCCCAAGAACAAGGAUGAACUAGAAGAUGUGAUAGCGGAAUUAGGACCAUUACCCUUCAGGAGGAAUCUCAGUCCAUGGAAGUUUCACAUCAUCCCAACUAAAUAUGAGAAACCCUCUUAUUGCUUUCUGUUGCGCAUUCAUCACAGUAUUGGUGACGGUGUAGGCUUGACUCGUGUCUUUGUGAAAUAUAUGUAUGAUAGCCCACCAGUCGGAAGAGAGCCACGCAAGUUUUCAACUAAGCAACGCAUGUACAUGUGGUGUAAAGCAAUGCUCAUGGGUCCAUCUUUAGUAGUUAAGAAAUUUUUCACCAGUGCUGAUGUCUCAGCUGUGCAUGGUCAAGAGCUUUCUGGCCUAAAAACUGCAUCCUGGUCACAGGACGUCAGUCUGGCAUUGGUCAAGGAGGUCAAAAAUGCAACUGGUACAACAGUAAAUGAUGUCAUGGUUUCAUGUAUAGCAGGUGCACUUCAUGAUUAUCUUGAAACAAGAGGUUCCACUGUAGAGGAUAUGUGUGCAUCUGUCCCUGUAGAUAUACGUGCUACCGAGCAGUCACUCAAAGCAGGAAAUAAAUUUGCACUUGUAUUCAUGAAACUACCCAUCAAGGUAAAUGGAUGUCUAGAAAGACUCUAUGAGGCAAAGAAACGAAUGGAUGUUAUCAAGACAUCAGCAGAGCCUCUCAUCACUUCUACAACUGUUACAAUGUUAAUGGCACUUCCUCAGUGGUUCUCAUGUCCUCUGAUUGAUUUCUUUUCUUGCAAGAUGUCUUGCGUGUUGUCAAAUAUUCCAGGACCACUUGAGCUAUUGAGCAUCGGAGGACAGCAAGUCUACGAAGGGCUGUUUUUUCCACCCAUGAGAGCUAACAUUGGUAUAGGUCUUUCAAUAUUUAGCUAUGGUGGGAAGAUAAGGAUUGGUGUGCUUUCUGAUAAGAAUAUCAUUUCAAAUCCCAGAGAAAUCACAGCAGGCUUCAACAAGCAUUUUAAUCAUCUUGUCAGUACUCUUCAAAUUGAUGACCAAAAGAAACAUGAAUAAAUGAAAUAUGUUGUUUUUUUCGGAAAUAGGACUAAAAAUUAUGAAAACGAUUUGCAACUCAAUGCAAUGAGAAAGACAUCACGAGAAACACAAACUAUGAAUGAACAAAUUUGAAGCAUUCAAAUAUUUAACAAAUUAUAAUGCUAUUUCAAUACAACUUUUUUCUCUUUCUAUUACUAUGGAAUGAUUUGCUGCAGUUUUUGAAACAAAAAAUAAAUU
Actinia tenebrosa (Australian red waratah sea anemone) is the source of this 1990-nucleotide messenger RNA. RefSeq lists its product as uncharacterized. The record is from RefSeq and is a predicted model, not a curated record. Gene Ontology annotation, molecular function: diacylglycerol O-acyltransferase activity. NCBI's taxonomy places the organism in Eukaryota, Metazoa, Cnidaria, Anthozoa, Actiniaria, Actiniidae. Gene Ontology annotation, biological process: triglyceride biosynthetic process. Gene Ontology annotation, cellular component: plasma membrane.